Puccinia graminis f. sp. tritici CRL 75-36-700-3 is the source of this 369-nucleotide messenger RNA. RefSeq lists its product as uncharacterized. Gene Ontology annotation, molecular function: protein tag activity. Gene Ontology annotation, cellular component: nucleus; cytoplasm. Gene Ontology annotation, biological process: tRNA thio-modification; protein urmylation. Bases 1 to 369 code for a protein of 122 amino acids. The record is from RefSeq and is a predicted model, not a curated record. The transcript is spliced from 2 exons. Lineage: Eukaryota; Fungi; Basidiomycota; Pucciniomycetes; Pucciniales; Pucciniaceae.
AUGGCCGAGGACGAUGGGCAGGAGACAGUCCGGACGACCGAGUCUAUCAGCGAAGGACAGGAUCUAAUCGAUCUGAAAGUUGAAUUCGGAGGUGGACUGGAAACGCUGUUCUCUAACCAGAAUUCACUGAAGAUCCAGCUUCCCAAACCUCACACGAUACGCCAUCUAGUCUCGCUCUUAUCACCCCAGGUCAGGCCUCAAAAGUCGAUGUCGCUCUUCUGUUCACCUGGGCCAGAAUGGGAUGUCAAACCUGGAAUCUUACCAUUAGUCAACGAUGAGGAUUGGGAACUGUUGGAGCCGAGUGGAAUGCACGCCUUAUUGAAGCACGGCGAUAACGUGAUGUUUAUCAGUACACUGCAUGGGGGUUGA